AUGAUUCUCAGUAUUCCAGAGGAGUACCGCGACAAGCUAGAGGUUAUUGAACCAACGGAUCCCAGAUCAGAUGAACAAGUUCUCGCAAGCCUCUCAGAAUACAAAGCAGUCAUAUCAGAGAAGAAUGUAUGGGCUUAUUGGCAUUCCGGAUUGAGCAAUAUGCCUAAAUGGAACCAGAGGAAUGUCAUCGACUGGGUUCGUAUACUUGGCCCAGAAUGGACUGUCCGUGUUUUAGACAAUGUAUCUGGAUCAGUUAACCAUGUCCUUCGGUUUAUCCCGGAGAGUCUCAUGCCCCCGGCUUUUGUAAACCAGACUAUGGAGGGGCCGUUUGUGGGCCAGCAUGGAGCCGAUUUGACGCGCACAGCUUGUCUAUAUGAGCAUGGCGGAGUAUGGAUGGAUGUUGGGAGUUUUCUUGUUCGACAUGUUGAUCGUGUGUGUUGGAAUGAGCUGGAAGAUCCAAACUCGCCGUUUACGGUCGCCAUGUUUAUGCUCUGGGGGAUUGUUCCUGGCAACUUUUUUCUAGCAGCUCGAAAGAACGACCCUUUGAUUUACCAAUGGCAUCGCCUCUUUUCCCACCUUUGGAGCGAUAGAAAGGAUAUCAAAGGGAUUAUGUCUCACCCUCUCGUGGCGCCGAUUAUACCUGUAACCUUCGAAAACAUGACGGACAAGUUUGAUUUGGACUGGAUCGAUUAUGACGUUGCGCUGGAUUACGGUAUACAGAUCACAUGCCUUACUCGAAUUUUCUGCCUGGAAGAGAAUGCGGAAGGAUUCUCUGGGGUUGAGCGUUGGCGAAACAACGUUUUGGCUUUGGACGCUGGAGAAGAGAUUGCGCGUGCAGAGUGGCAACGCAGCUUUGUGGGGUUUGGUCAGCUUGCUCUUGACAUCGUGUCGCUCCCCUGCUCAGGACCAGACGCGGACUCAACAUCAGAGAAGUAUAAGGAAGCUGAGAAAAUGAUUUGGGACCUCCUCGCCAACUCAACUGUAUGGAAAGUCUCGCAUGCAAAGGGUUUGACACAUACGCCACAACUGGGAGUUCUACUGGAUAUGCCCGAAAACGAAGACAAAGAUGCGGCUCCAAACACGUUUGGUGAGCUAUUACGAUAUGGCACAAGGCAUUUCCGCCAGAAGAGAGAACAUGUGACAAGGUGGCAUAAGCGAGAGCCAAGUAUGACGUGGAAGAAGGAUAUUUUGGAGCCAUAG
Messenger RNA from Talaromyces rugulosus, 1200 nucleotides. RefSeq lists its product as uncharacterized. The record is from RefSeq and is a predicted model, not a curated record. The transcript has 2 exons. The coding region runs from base 1 to 1200 and encodes 399 amino acids. Gene Ontology annotation, molecular function: glycosyltransferase activity. Lineage: Eukaryota; Fungi; Ascomycota; Eurotiomycetes; Eurotiales; Trichocomaceae.